AGGACCAGGCGUGUUUAUACAUAGGAAACAAACGGUAAAAACGCCGCGAGGAAGGGAGUGGCGACGAGAGAGGGCAGUUUUAAAGCUUAUUGCAACAUAAUCCAUCGCAAAAGUGCAUUUGAUGCGGGAUCUGGGGACAAAGGAGCAGCGGAGCGGCGCGGUGUGCAGCCACAAGCUGAAAUAAGAGGCUUUAGAGAGGCGCUCCCGGCGUCACCGCGUCUCAGACCCUUUUUUCCCCCUCUUUCUCGCUUAAAUCAGCAACUAAAGGAAGGUUUUGGAUGUAUUGCUGUAACACAUCUUCUCAACGUCAUCUUUUCUCCCCGCCUGGCGAUCCUGCAUGUGGACUCCUGCUGGCUGCACGCCUUUAACAGUUACACCUACCAAAUAUAGACGCAGUUAAAGCCGGAGCGUCCUUGAGGAGCGGCGCCUUUCCAGGAUUGGAUUGUAAAUACAACACCGCCAAAGUUUCUAAUUAAAUGCUCAGAUAUUUUUGAUCCUGUGUGGGAUUUUGUUGACUCAACUGGUUUAAUCAGAUUAGAGAGUCGGAAACUUAAAUCUUCUGGCACAUUUUUUUUUUUUUACUUCUCAGAUUUCCCUGCCGGUUCAGAUACAUGUAGGAAUCUGACCGUUCAAAAUACCCGAAGCCAUUUUUAAGCGUGAUUUUUUUUUUUUUUUUUCUCUCAGAAGCUGCUCGACCGGCUCCAGGCUGCAGCUCACACCCUCCUCGCAUUUUUGUCCUAUUGUUUUCCAAUCUCCUUCCAGGGACUGGAGCGUUAGUGCCGUCAUGGCUCGGGUUUUGCUGACUGCUUUAGUUCUGCUGGUGCUCGGCCUGGCGCAGGGGCGGGCUGAAGCUGCAGCCGGGGCCGGGAAGGUCAGGGCCGAGGCCCCCCCGGCGGUCACCACCCUGCGCACCCUGAUCACGGGAAGCUGCCAGGAGGCCCAGCGUUACGCGGAGUCAGUGCUGGGAACCGGCGUGAUACGGUCAGCUGCUGAGAGUGCAGUGUUGUUUCUUGAGUCAUUGCUUGGUCAGGAGAACAUCAAUACGAUGACCAUGUUUUUGGAGACUGUGAUCAGAUUCGUGGCUGAAGGAGCUGCCAGCGGCCUGAAUGUCAUUGCCGUUUACGUCACAGAGAUCCUCAGGGUCACAGGAUUCGAUGAUGCACUGACACUGCCCCGCUUCACUCCAGAGGGCGUGACCGCCGUCGCCCAGUGGGGCCUGCUGGCUCUCAUCGGUUACUGGGUGCUAACCAUUGUUCUCCGUCUGCUGAUUGGUGUGAUGAGGCAGGUGUUCUGGGUGGUGAAAACUGUCAUAGCCCUCUGGCUUUUCGGACUGAUUGCGAUGGACAAGCAGGCCUCUGCAGAAGUAACGGCAGUUCGACUGGGCGGCCUGGUGCUGGCAUGCGUCUUGUUGACUCUGCUCACCUCUGGGUCUGAGAAGUCUUGCGUGGUGGAGAACCGACUGAGCAGCUUGGAGGGCCGGCUGAAGGCUGUAGAAAAGAGAAAAGGGGAGUAGCGGUGGGGAAGGGUAGAGAAAGGUGAUCGUCUCGCAGGCUGACACAGUGGUAACUGUAAUGAUUUAUAUCUGUGAAGAAUUUGAGAAAUAAAGUGAUCUCUGGGAUUUUUUAAUCAGAAA
Molecule: messenger RNA, 1633 nt
Organism: Cololabis saira (Pacific saury)
Lineage: Eukaryota; Metazoa; Chordata; Actinopteri; Beloniformes; Belonidae
Product: voltage-gated monoatomic cation channel TMEM109-like
Exons: 4
Coding region: 785-1513 (242 amino acids)
Biological process (GO): intrinsic apoptotic signaling pathway in response to DNA damage by p53 class mediator; cellular response to gamma radiation
Source: RefSeq, a predicted model, not a curated record